Aedes albopictus (Asian tiger mosquito) is the source of this 1203-nucleotide messenger RNA. RefSeq lists its product as uncharacterized. The transcript has 3 exons. The record is from RefSeq and is a predicted model, not a curated record. The coding region runs from base 1 to 1116 and encodes 371 amino acids. NCBI's taxonomy places the organism in Eukaryota, Metazoa, Arthropoda, Insecta, Diptera, Culicidae.
AUGCGCUUCUUCUACUGUAAUGCGGAACUUCUGUUCCUGCUUACGUUUGUAUUGUUCUACGUUCUGCCGGGUUCGAUGAUGCAGUAUAACUCCAAAAUCGCUCUGCACUUCUCAUCAAAUCAUUCGUUCCGCUUCUUCCGUUCAAACUUUCCGCGGGGCCCUCGGCUUCGUCGUCGGCUGCGUUUACUGUACUACAUGGAUCUCGACCGGCCACACUGCCUGGAGAUUCUGCGUGUAUGCUCGAGGCAGGCCAAGUCCCAGAGCGGGCGUAGACCCGUAAAGAAGAAGAUCCAAGUAAUCGAUGAUUUUAACAUUUUUUCUGUGUCAAAGAAGAACUUCAUUCCAUUGACAACUACCAUAACGGAAGCAGAGCACUGCAAGAUGCUACCUCAGAUCCUGAAGGCCAUUCGGGAAUCCAACCAAGAAGCGAUCACCACCGAGACUCUUCUAGGCCAACUGCGCCAAGGGUUAUGCAAGCCGGAACCCCAGCUACAGUCCCAGUUUAACCUGGCGUUGGCUGAAGGCCAACGCACCGGGCUGGUGUCGGUGCAAAGUGGCCACGUCAAACCACUGAUCCAGCUGGACCAAUUUCAGGAGCCCCGAAGCUUCUCCUGCCAACUGCUGUUGGUGGGAGGCGAUCUGCAACCCACGGCCGGAAGUAGCCGAGUUGUGCCGACUGAUGACGCCGACGCGGAAGUUGACGAUGACGACACCAGAGUGGAGGACUGUGAUUGCGAUUGCCAUGAUCGUGCAGCAACAUCGCGUCCAGCGCAACGAUCGUCGUCAUCAUCGGGUGGUUCACGGCGCUGGCUGCGGCCAAGAAACACCAAAAUCACCUACGACGAGCUGAAGCUAAUCAGGCAGGUUUUCAGCCGUUCGGAACUGGGUCCGGAAUGGAACGAGUCACGGAGGCGGGUGAGCCUGCCGCCGGGGGCUACUAGUCAGGUGGCAAGCGGGACGCGAGGAAGAACGCGCCGCCGAUCGACGGCCGAGGUGGAUGGAAAUCGGACCAGAUCCGGCAGCCGUCGAAGGCGCCCAUCCACGGCUAGAGUGCAGACGAGGUCUCGAUCCAGGCGUGGGCAAGACAGUCGGUCGCGGUCCCGGACGCGAGUUUAGAGAUUUCUUACUGUGUUAACUGUUCGGGAUGACCAUAAAUCGAAAUUAUUAAUCGUGCAUUAGGAUCAUUAGGAAUUAAAACCAAAU